GAGACCGCGAACCAGGACCAUCGUCGUCACUGGUUUCAUACAGGGUUAUUUCAUUCUCGGAUUUCAAGCAGUUCCAUCAAAACUCAUCGAUCGAAAUUGUUUUUUCCACAUCUGGCGUUCCUUUAUUAUUGAAAGAUGAGUUGUAAUUGUCCGCUGACUGCUUCAACGGGGCCGACUUUGGCCUCGACUUGCGGUGGACCUUCCUUCAUGCUCUUCAUGGGUCUUCUCGAAGUCUUUCUCAGAAGUCAGUGCGACCUCGAAGAUCCUUGCAAUCGCCCGCAUCCCCGUGAUCGCGUCGAUACGAGCUACGACUUCAUAGUAAUUGGUGGAGGAAGCGGAGGUGCUACCGUUGCUGCGAGAUUAACGGAAGAAGACAACUUUUCAGUCUUACUCAUCGAAGCCGGUAAUGACGAACCAACUGGCACCCAAAUCCCCUCGUUUUUUUUCAAUUUUCUGGGUAGCGAUAUUGACUGGAAGUAUAAUACAGAGAGCGAAUCGGACGCUUGUCUCAACAAGGAUGACCGGCGUUGUUAUUGGCCGCGAGGGAAAGUUCUCGGUGGGACAAGUGUAAUGAAUGGUAUGACCUACAUGAGAGGAUCCCGAAAGGAUUACGAUGAUUGGGUCAGGCUUGGUAAUCCUGGCUGGUCCUAUCAAGACGUUUUGCCAUUUUUCAUCAAGAGCGAGGACAAUCAGCAAGUUAACGACAUGGAUUACGGUUAUCAUGGUGUCGGUGGUCCGCUGACCGUUACGCAAUUCCCAUAUCAUCCACCUCUCAGUCAUGCAAUCAUCGAAGCUGGCAAAGAAUUAGGAUACGCCAACGUUGAUCUCAAUGGAAAAACUCACACCGGUUUCGCAAUUGCUCAGACCACUUCGAGAAACGGUUCGAGAUUAUCGACCGCACGUGCCUUCCUGAGACCAGCGAAAAAUCGUCGUAAUCUUCACAUUAUGUUGAAUUCAACCGUAACGAGAAUUAUUUUCGAUGAAAAUAAACAAGCUGUAGGCGUCGAAUUCUCUCACGAUGAUAAAAUUCACCGGGUCGCUGUGUCGAAGGAAGUCAUCGUGAGUGGAGGAGCUGUGAACUCGCCUCAAAUUCUUCUGAACAGUGGAAUUGGACCUCGAACUGAACUGGCUGCAGUCGGAGUCCCGCUUGUUCAUGAUUUGCCUGGAGUUGGAAAAAAUCUACAUAACCACGUCGCUUAUGCUCUUGCGUUCACGAUAAACGAUACUGAUACUACUCCUCUCAAUUGGGCUACCGCUAUGGAAUAUUUACUCUUUCGAGAUGGACUUAUGUCCGGCACAGGUAUAUCCGAAGUGACGGCAAUGAUAAACACCAAAUACGCCGAUGCUCGGGAGGACCACCCAGACAUUCAGUUAAUCUUUGGUGGUUAUCUCGCAGAUUGUGCAGAAACUGGAAUGGUAGGUGAGAAAAAAGGUACGAAUCGUUCGAUCUACAUAAUUCCAACGCUGCUGCAUCCUAAGAGUCGUGGUUAUUUGCGUCUCCGCAAUAACGAUCCGUUGUCGAAACCAAUGAUUUAUCCGAAAUAUUUGACGGAUCCGGACGACGUUGGGGCUCUCAUCGAGGGCAUUAAAUUUUCCAUACGCCUCGCCGAAUCUCGAACUCUAUCGCGUUAUGGCUUUCAACUGGAUCGAACUCCCGUCAAAAAUUGUCAACACUUGAAAUUCGGGUGUGAUGCUUACUGGGAAUGUGCAAUAAAACAUGAUACCGCACCGGAAAAUCAUCAAGCUGGUUCUUGCAAAAUGGGUUCAGCUAGUGAUCCAUUAGCUGUCGUUGACAGUCGUCUGAGAGUGCGAGGAGUUCGAGGGGUGCGCGUUGCCGAUACGAGCAUCAUGCCUAAAGUAACCUCCGGUAAUACGAACGCACCUGCGAUCAUGAUCGGCGAACGAGCAGCCGAUUUCAUCAAACGAACGUGGCUCGUCGGAGAUUCCAACAUGCUAAACAGAUAUUGAACUCUUCAUCGCAGAGAUAUAUUCGAGUUAACAUUUUAUUUUAUUUUUUCUUUUCUUUUUUUAUUCAAAUUACGUGCAGAUGCGGGCGGGCCCCGUGCGAUAAAUAAUCUCUCGCUAGGGUCUGUUACGUCAACUAUAUACAAUAAAGAUUCAACAUUGCUCUAGUUUUUUUUUUUUUUUUUUUUUACUAGCAGAAACUCAGCAAAUACUAAAAUCGCAAAAUGAAAACGUCUGAAUUGCAAAUGAAUUUAGAUGUUGCAAAAUGGAAUGUGUUUUAUCGUAUUAUAUACAAAAACAAAAAUGUCGAUGCAUCGCCUGAAAAUAUAUGCAAGACAAUCUGCUCUGAUAUGCAAACUCUUAUAUAUGUCUUGAGCGGAAUGAUUCUUAAGCUAUGAUAAUUCUCUUUUUUUUUUGCUUAUCACUACGAUACAGUGGAAUGAAUUGUUAAUUAUUCACUCCAUUUUAUUUUACCGCUGUAUUGUAACUGUAUUAACAAACGAUUACGACGGUUGUAUGGAACAAAUUUGACAUUUCUAUUGUAGAACACCAUGUCGCGCUAUUCGCUGUAAUAUAAACCAUGCACUGUUCGUUAUACCUCUCGUGGAGCUCCAACAGAUUGUGCACAGUAUUAUUCGUACGUACGUGUCGAUUAAACUGUGUUAAUCUUGGGAGCUUUCAUGACUAUGUACAAAAGAACCCAGACUCGCUGUAAUCAAAUGAUAAUAACAAUUUAUCGACAUCGGAACUUUCAAGCCAA
Molecule: messenger RNA, 2725 nt
Organism: Venturia canescens
Lineage: Eukaryota; Metazoa; Arthropoda; Insecta; Hymenoptera; Ichneumonidae
Gene: Gld
Product: Glucose dehydrogenase
Exons: 7
Coding region: 136-1968 (610 amino acids)
Molecular function (GO): oxidoreductase activity, acting on CH-OH group of donors; flavin adenine dinucleotide binding
Source: RefSeq, a predicted model, not a curated record